AUGCUCCUUCUCUUGGGAUUUCCCAGUGCCUACGGAGCACGGGUGACCCUCUGCCUGUGCUUCAUGUUCAUUUACCUGCUGGUGGUGCUGGGGAACCUGCUCAUCACAAGCCACAUCUGGCUGGAUGCCCACCAGCACUCCCCCACAGAUUUCUUCCUGGGCCACCUCUCCUUCCUGGACAUUUGCUACUCCUCCGUCACCCUCCCUAAGAUCCCUGGAGACUCCUCCUCAUUGCAGAAGACCAUCUCCUUUGUGGGCUGCAUCACACAGAUCUACUUCCUUUGCUCUGGGGGCUCCGAGUGCGUGCUCCUGGCUGCCGUGGGCUACGGUGGGUCCAACGUGAUCAACCCCUUGUUCUGUGAGAUGCCCUUCUUGCUGAAGAUGUCCUGCAGUCCUAAUGCUCCUCUCAAUGAGACCGUCUCACGUGCUUUGGCUGGGACCAUUAAGGCAGCAGGGACACAGAGGCCCUUUGCCACCUGCACCUCCCGCCUGACUGUGGGGUCCCUGUUCUUCGGUCGGAUCCAAGGAGACGGACGAGGCCCUCACCCUGCUGUGACCCCCACGCUCACCCCCAUCAUCUGCAGCUUGAGAAACAGCGAGGUCAAAGGGGCCACCAGGAGAGCCCUGCACAGG
This is a messenger RNA of Pterocles gutturalis (yellow-throated sandgrouse), 633 nucleotides long. RefSeq names its product olfactory receptor-like protein DTMT. The annotation marks the transcript as partial. Lineage: Eukaryota; Metazoa; Chordata; Aves; Pterocliformes; Pteroclidae. Gene Ontology annotation, biological process: G protein-coupled receptor signaling pathway. The record is from RefSeq and is a predicted model, not a curated record. The transcript has 4 exons. Gene Ontology annotation, cellular component: membrane. Gene Ontology annotation, molecular function: olfactory receptor activity.